Messenger RNA from Schistosoma rodhaini, 3053 nucleotides. Lineage: Eukaryota; Metazoa; Platyhelminthes; Trematoda; Strigeidida; Schistosomatidae. The record is from the annotation of a GenBank genome assembly.
AAGAAACAUCUAUCGGAUUUUGGCGCGAAGUUCACUCAUCCAUUCGGAUUGAGUUUGGGCAUUAUAACUGAUGUCAGUUCCCGAUGAGAAUCCGAAAUCUAAUUCCUAACCUUAAUUAUCAACUGUAAAUCAUAAUUCUAAUCCCUCACACAGGUUUAUAACCCUCAUUUGGUCCUGCUUAUUAGGUCGUCCUUAAAUUAUUGUCUCACCUCCAAGUCUUAUCCAACUUGUUAAUUCCUCUGGUUACUUAUAUGUAGUUAAUUCAAUCUAAGUAUACGAGUUUCACCCUAGAAUCAUGCUCAGUAGCUUAAGUGAAGUGCCUUUCAUGAAAAUACACGUUUGUUCUAAGUUUUCUUUCUCAACGAUUUUAGUUACCAUUCUCUCUCUGCGAUACAAACUUAGUGUCCGAUUUCAUUGCCCUGCAUAGAGCCAUCCCAUUUGUAACUGCUUCAUGGCUUGGUUUCACCUACCAUUAUACCGAAGCUUUAAUUACGUGAGUAGGAGAUUAUCUACGCGAGCCAAAUUGAGUCCAUUAGCUGAUGCUUUUAAUUACCAUAGUUUAGAAACGAAGGAUGAACAUUUAAACAAAACUACAGGUAUCUUUUGCAUAAUAUCAAUAUUUUUCCUCAUUCAGGACUUUUUGGCCACCCGGUCUUGACGUCUCCUCAUAGUUUUCAAAGUCUGGUUGAGUCUACUAUCGGAGAGUGUCAUGUGUUGUGUGAUGAAGCUACUUCUCAAACAAGAGUUAGGAAAAUAGUCCAGCAGGCAUUCCACUUCCGAUUGCUUCUACAUACUAAUUUUAUCUGUCAGCAGAAGUAGGAUGCACUACAAGUGUACUAUUAUAUUCCACUCAUCAUAUUCACUCAUGUAUUACUAUUGCUGGACCUAAUUUCAAUACUUUAAUUUAAUCCAUCUAUUUAUCACAGAUAUUAGACGAUCUAUCCGAUACAUUGUGUCGAGUUGCUGAUUUAUCUGAUUGUAUACGAAUGCUUCAUCCAGAUGAAGCAUAUCGCUAUUCUGCACUGAAAGCAUGUCAGUCAAUUGGUCAACUUGUCGAAGAAUUGAAUACUAAUUCAAAAUUAUAUAAUGCUUCUGUACGUGCAAACAGUUCAUCUCAAGUGGAUAAAUUAAUCCCAGAUACACAUAUGGAUAAUGUUGAUAAGCGUGUACUCGAUUUAUUUGUAGCUGAUUUUGAACUAUCUGGUGUACAACUACAGGACCCUUGUCGACACGAACAAUUCGUGCGUGCUGCUUCAUUUGCUUUAAAUUAUGGAGCUAAAUUUAUUGAAGGUUGCCAUAGUACAGUAGCUUUUCCAUCGAAGUAUACAACAAAGAGUUAUUCAAAUUCAAUUGAACUUGUUCAUCCACUUAGUGAUCAUCCAGAUCCUUCUAUACGUUUAUCCACCUAUCAUGCAUAUUAUGCACCAGUUGAAGGUCAAGAAAAGUGUCUAGAACAACUUUUGAGUGCACGACAUGAAAUGGCACAAGCGGCUGGCUUUGAAAAUUAUGCUAAACGUGCUACGCUCUAUAGUUUAGCUGAAACACCUGAGAAUGUAGACGAAUUCCUUCAGCAUGUUUGUAAAAAACUUCGUCCUAUUUCAACUAAAGUAGCAAGAAAACAUUUAUUACCAAUCAUAAAAAACUCUUAUGGAAAAACGAAGAUGCACAACUUGCAAACGAAUUGUAAUACAAAUUUAAUUUGGCCUAGUGAUUUACCCUACGUAGUUGGUGUUAAACGCCAAGCAUUAUGUAGUCAUUAUUUGACAGAUUAUUUUUCAUUGGGUGCAUGUAUGGAAGGUGUAAGUCAAUUGGCUAAUUGUCUAUUUGGAUUACGUCUAGAUGUUGUACCAGUACAACCUGGAGAAGUAUGGCAUCCAUCUGUUAUCAAAGUUCAUGUCUAUUCGGAUAAGAAUAAUUCAACAGAACCAAUUGGAAUAGUUUAUUGUGAUCUGCUUGAUCGUCCUGGUAAACCUGCCCAAGAUUGUCAUUACACUAUACGUGGUGGCCGAUGCAUAGAUAAUGGUUCUAGUAAUCGAUCAUAUCAAUCUCCAAUUAUAACACUUCAAUUGACGAUAUCUCCGCCUGAAUCGAAUUCUAAACCACCACUGCUUAGUAUAGGACAAGUUGAAAAUUUAUUUCAUGAAUGGGGACAUGCAUUACAUUCUAUGCUUGCACGUACACGAUAUCAACAUGUUACUGGGACACGGUGUAGUACUGAUCUAGCUGAAUUACCAUCAACUUUAUUUGAACACUUUGCGUUAGAUCCACGUGUAGUAUCAGAAUAUGCUCGACAUUGGAAAACAGGUCAGAAACCAGAUCCUAAUGAAAUAAUUUCAUUACAACAAUUAUCUAUUGGUCUAGGACUUGGUCAAAGUUUAGAAGUUAGUCAACAGGCUACCUAUGCUAUUCUGGAUCAAGUUUUGCACUCAGGUCCUAUUGAAAAUACUUUACUGCCUUAUGCAAAAUUAACUCAAGAAUCAAAUGAAUUAUGGCCUGCAUCUUCUAAAUUAUUAUCAGAUAUUCAAUAUAAAGUUGGACUAUCUGAUUGGUUUAGUUGUUCACCAGCUCAUCUAGGCGCAUGGCCUCAUCGUUUUACUCAUUUAGUCAAUUACGGUGGACGCUAUUAUGCUUAUUUAAUGGCAAAAGCUGGAGCUAAUCUUGUUUGGAGGCGUUAUUUUUCCAAAGAUCCUUGGUGUUCCUCAAGUGGACAGCUUUAUAUGGAAAAAUUAUUAUGUCAUGGUGGUGAGUAUCCUCCAGCUAUUCUACUUUCUGACCUUCUGGAUUGUGACGACGAAAUCAGCAGUCAAAAUGUGUUAUUAUCUCCUAAAAUGUUAGCUGAAGGUUUAACAGAUCAGUUGGAAGAAAUAGAACUGGCUUCAACUUCUUUACUGAACCGUAUUGAAUCGCCGAGUUUAUUCAGACCAGGAUCUUACGAUUAAUAACAAGAAAGAAGAGAGCUUAUUAAUUUUGACAUAUUUUGUUGUUGAUGAUGAUUUGUAAAUACACCAGCUAAUUAUUUCUCUAAAUGCUUUGUUGGUCUCCUCAAAUAACUU